AUGUCCAGACCACUUGAAGGAAAGCUAGCCAUCGUCACUGGGGCCUCGCGGGGCCUUGGAGCUUGCUUAGCCCGCCACCUGGCCACCAAAGGAGCGAAUGUGGUCAUCAACUAUACUUCAGAAUCGUCGACAGCUGCCGCGAAACAUCUUGCACAAGAGAUAGAAACUAGCCAUUAUGUGAAAAGCGUCGUUGUCCAGGUCGACAUAACCACAGUUGAAGGCCCCGGAAAGCUCAUCGAAGCUGCAAAAUCGACAUUUACCAAGGACGGCAAAUUUCAGAUCGACAUCCUCGUCAACAACGCAGGCGUGGUAAAUCCAGCACCGAUGGGCUCAGUCACGCUAGCGGACUUCAACGUAACCUUCGAUCUUAAUGCUCGCGCUCCGCUUUUCGUCGUCCAGGCCGCGUUGCCGUACCUUCCCAACGAUCGUUCAGGACGUAUCAUCAACGUUUCUAGUAUCACAACUAGCAUGGGGUUCUGGUGGCAAUCGAGCUAUGCUGGCGCCAAAGGCGCUCUCGAAGCCAUGACGCGAGUUUGGGCGCGUGAACUCGGCGAACGUUGUACAGUCAACUCAAUCAAUCCUGGUGCCAUGGCCACAGGCAUGUACACUAGUCUGCCACAAGAGAUGCUAGAAAAGGUAUGGUCGCUCAACUACAUGGCGCCAUUGGCGGCACCUAGAGAAAGCGUCGAUUCGCCUGAGACUGUGGAGGCUGCAAAAGCCCUUGGUGGACGACCCGCGUAUCUGGAGGAGGUUGCAGGGAUUAUUGGUUUGCUGUGUAUGCCUGAGGCUGGAUGGAUCACCGGUCAGGUGAUUGGAAGCAACGGUGGCGGCGUGAUGACAAAGGGGUAG
Molecule: messenger RNA, 849 nt
Organism: Dothidotthia symphoricarpi CBS 119687
Lineage: Eukaryota; Fungi; Ascomycota; Dothideomycetes; Pleosporales; Dothidotthiaceae
Product: NAD(P)-binding protein
Exons: 4
Coding region: 1-849 (282 amino acids)
Molecular function (GO): oxidoreductase activity
Source: RefSeq, a predicted model, not a curated record